AUGGCUUUUGUCACCCACUUGUUGGCAUGUAUCUUUGGAACUGGUUCCUGGGUUGCCAUCAAUGGACUAUGGGUAGAACUUCCAAUCAUCGUGAAUGAUGUUCCUGAGGGAUGGUACUUACCAUCAUACCUUACUAUCCUCAUCCAAAUGGCCAACAUAGGGCCACUUUUUGUUACUAUAAUGCACAAGGCAAAGCCUGGCUGGUUGAAGGAGGUCGCUGUUAUACACACCAUUAUUAUUCUGGGAAUCGUAGCCUUGUUCCUCUUAGCAUUCUUCUGGAAAGAAACCACAUGGAUUGCAGGGCAGAUGCACAGCACAGGAUUCCUGAUCUUAACCUUUUUCCUGUCACUGGUGGACUGUACUUCAUCAGUGACCUUCCUGCCAUUUAUGAUGCAACUGCAACCCAAAUACAUAACUACAUACUUCAUUGGUGAGGGUCUCAGCGGUCUUAUCCCAGGAUUAUUGUCUCUGGUACAAGGUGUCGGGAUGAUUAAGUGUGUCAACUAUACACGGAAUGAGAAUACAACUCAAGCCUGGCCAAACUCUACAGAUGGUGAUUACUACAUAGAAACCCAGUAUCUUCCAGCCAAUUUCUCAGUUCAAGUCUUCUGGUUUCUUCUGUCGAUUAUGAUGGUCUUCUGCCUGGUGGCCUUUUUCUUCCUAACAAGAGUUUCCAAGGAAGACAGCUCCAAUGUUUCCUUACUUCAAAGUACAGUCACCCUCAAUUCUUACUCAACAACUGAUGUAAAGCUAUCAUGUAACAUGGAGACUUCUGAUACGAAUAAGAGCACAGAAGACAUCAUUCAUGGUAGUGGGGCUUCUUCAGGCUCAGAUAAUACUAAAGUAAAGUAUUCCUGGACUCACUAUGCUCUCAUUUACUUCCUUACUGGAUGGGUGAAUGCUCUCACCAAUGGUGUCCUGCCAUCUGUACAGACAUACUCUUGCAUGCCAUACGGUAACUUGGCUUACCACCUUGCUGCUUCCUUGGGCUCCAUGGCAAACCCUUUGGCUUGUCUAAUUGCCAUGUUCCUACCUAGCAGGUCUCUUCUGAUCCUUGUACUGCUUUCAGUGCUGGGGACAGGAUUCGGGGCUUAUAACAUGAUGACAGCAGUGAUGAGUCCAUGUCCUAUUCUGCAGAACACUAACUGGGGAGUAAUCCUUAUUGUCAUCUCCUGGAUCCUCUUUAUUGGGACGCUCAGUUACGUGAAAGUCAUGAUUGGAGUCAUUCUCCGCAGCCAGGGUCACAGCGCCCUUGUGUGGUGUGGCGCGGUGGUACAGCUAGGAUCCAUGAUCGGGGCCCUUGUCAUGUUCCCGUUGGUAAAUGUGUACAGUUUUUUCAGAUCAGCUGAUCUCUGCAAUAUGAACUGUCCUAGCUAAGUCCCCAGUGAAAGGAGUAGGAUAAAACACUAAAUAUAUCCCUCUGUGUAUGAGAAUGUAGACUACAGAUAGCAAGACAGAUAUAUUUACAUAGUAAAUAAUAUAAUGCCAAAGGGAAAUAUACAAAUAUAGGUGCAAGGAUUAUUUCAGUACUGUGUGCACAAUGCUUUCUAACUUCUAUAUUCCUCAGUUCUGCGGGGGGACAGGGUGGAUAGCACUGCAACAUUGCAGCACUGCAGAGAUAGCUUCAUAACCAACCUUAAAAGCAUGGACUUUUUUACUAGCAUGGAGCUUUUCUACUAACCCUUCUAUGCCCACCGAUCAGAAUUUCACAUUCCAAAAACAUACUUAAAAGGGUUGUGCCCUAAACUACUUUGCACGCUAAAGUUUAUUUUCAUCAAUGACUCUUCCCCCCAUUUUUCCUUGGAUUGUUUUUUUUGUUUUGUUUUUCUUUUCUUCAAAAUUUACCUAGUUUGCAGUUUUCUCUCAUCAUCCAUGCUUGAAUCCUACAUCCUGGUUUGUCAUGUGACUGGUAUCCAUUUGUAACGCCCCAGAGGUGCAUUGCCAACUUUUACACCUCUCCACUAUCUCCUAUGGUUGAUUCAAUGUCAUCAUGUGUAUUUAUUCCAGGUUCAAACACUGUGCAUUUCCUGUUUUGCAACUGUUGUGUGUAAAUGUAGUGUGCAUGGUUCACCAGCAGGUGGCAGCAAGCUUGGCAGGGCUAUUUUGUCUAGAAUGGAGCCCUUCUUUCCAUUCCAGCCCUCUAUAAAAAGGGAGGAGUUUUAAUUAGUGGAGGUCAUUUUAGAGUACCCCCGCUUGGGGAAGGAAGCAGGCCCUCGUCCCUGCUGGACGGGCCCUGCUAAAGUCAGUCUGGAGUGCCCCCUCCAAGGGGAAGGCUGUGUUUCAGCCAGUAGAGCACCAUCAGCUCUGCUGGAUCAGGAGGCCAAAGCAAAGAGCCUCAGAA
This is a messenger RNA of Bufo gargarizans (Asiatic toad), 2341 nucleotides long. RefSeq names its product solute carrier family 52 member 3 (gene SLC52A3). The coding region runs from base 1 to 1377 and encodes 458 amino acids. Gene Ontology annotation, cellular component: plasma membrane. Gene Ontology annotation, biological process: riboflavin transport. Gene Ontology annotation, molecular function: riboflavin transmembrane transporter activity. The record is from RefSeq and is a predicted model, not a curated record. The transcript is spliced from 3 exons. NCBI's taxonomy places the organism in Eukaryota, Metazoa, Chordata, Amphibia, Anura, Bufonidae.